AUGCUAGGUGCCAAGCGGACAUUCCCAGAGAACCAUGGACGGUGUAGGAAAUAUGACAAGACUUGGGGACAACCUCAGCUGCCUCUCCACUAUCGAUGACUUCCGCAACCAAGUAUACUCCACUGUGUACUCAAUGAUCUCUGUCAUUGGCUUCUUUGGCAAUGGCUUUGUGCUCUAUGUGCUUAUCAGGACCUCCCAUGAGAAAUCUGCCUUCCAAGUGUACAUGGUGAACCUAGCUGUGGCCGACCUGCUCUGCGUGUGUACGCUGCCUUUUCGGGUCGUGUAUUACGUACACCGAGGCAUCUGGUUCUUAGGGGAUUUCCUAUGCCGCCUCAGUACCUACGCUCUGUAUGUCAACCUAUACUGUAGCAUCUUCUUUAUGACCGCCAUGAGCUUUUUCCGUUGCGUGGCCAUAGUCUUCCCAGUCCAAAACAUCAACCUGGUGACCCAGAAAAAAGCCAGAGUUGUGAGCGCAGCCAUUUGGAUCUUUGUUAUCCUGACCAGCUCACCCUUUUUUCUGAUGAACAAAACCUAUCAAGACAAUCAUAAUCACACCAAGUGCUUUGAGCCCCCACAGGACUCAAAGAGUAAGAAAACGGUGAUGGCCUUGCACUAUGUCUCCUUGUUUCUGGGUUUCAUCAUUCCAUUUGUUACCAUAAUUGUCUGUUACACUAUGAUCAUCUUGACCUUACUAAAGAAUUCCAUGAAGAAGAAUCUGUCAAGUCGUAAGAAGGCUGUAGGAAUGAUCAUUAUCGUAACGGCUGCCUUCUUGAUCAGUUUCAUGCCUUAUCACAUUCAACGUACGCUCCAUCUCCACUUUUUGAACAACGAAAGUAAAACCUGCGAGGCUGUCCUUGCCAUGCAGAAGUCGGUGGUCAUAACCUUGUCUCUGGCAGCCUCGAAUUGUUGCUUUGACCCACUCCUCUAUUUCUUUUCAGGGGGUAACUUCAGGCAGAGGCUGUCCACAUUUAGAAAGCAUUCUCUGUCUAGCGUGACCUACGUGCCCAAGAAGAAGACCUCCUUCCAAGAAAAAGGGGAUGAACUAUGCAAAGAAUAG
This is a messenger RNA of Gracilinanus agilis (Agile Gracile Mouse Opossum), 1057 nucleotides long. RefSeq names its product cysteinyl leukotriene receptor 1 (gene CYSLTR1). The transcript has a single exon. NCBI's taxonomy places the organism in Eukaryota, Metazoa, Chordata, Mammalia, Didelphimorphia, Didelphidae. Gene Ontology annotation, cellular component: plasma membrane. Gene Ontology annotation, molecular function: leukotriene receptor activity. The record is from RefSeq and is a predicted model, not a curated record. The coding region runs from base 35 to 1057 and encodes 340 amino acids. Gene Ontology annotation, biological process: G protein-coupled receptor signaling pathway.